Motacilla alba alba is the source of this 6817-nucleotide messenger RNA. RefSeq names its product centrosomal protein 295 (gene CEP295). Gene Ontology annotation, cellular component: centriole; cytosol; centrosome. The record is from RefSeq and is a predicted model, not a curated record. The coding region runs from base 1012 to 6489 and encodes 1825 amino acids. NCBI's taxonomy places the organism in Eukaryota, Metazoa, Chordata, Aves, Passeriformes, Motacillidae. The transcript has 29 exons. Gene Ontology annotation, biological process: regulation of centriole replication.
UUUAGGAGUGUGUGUGUGUGUGUGUGUGAGAGAGAGAGUGUGAGAGAGAGAGAGAGAGAGAAUGUAGUAAUUUGCUACUUAAUUUUGUGCCGUGAUAAACUUCUGUAGCUCAUCGGGUGACUAAGGGAGGGCUGGCAAGAUCCAGGAUGCUAUUGACCCUCUUUAUGCUGUAAAGAGCUUGGGAUUCAUGGCUUUAAUAACAACUCUUUACCGAAAAUGUCUCAUGGAUCUUCGGCUUUACGUCUCAUCUGAUUUCUUUACAGUGUUGCUAUUUUAUCUGUGAUACUGUGUAUCUAAACAUACCAAGAUCACUAUAUAUGAUGCUGAAAAUAAUUGUCUCCUGGUGUGUCGUGUUGGUUAAACUCUUUAGUGCUGUAUGAAUUGCUCACUAGAUUUUUUAGAAUUGGUAGUAGCUUUUGAAAGUCUUUGCUUGUUUUGUGUGAAUAUUUUCAGUAUUAUAAAUAUUUAAAGAUCCAGUAAAAAUCUGACUUGAUUUGGGGGCAAUUCUAGAUUUUCACAGUAAAAUCUUGAGGGAAAUAUAAUUUGAAAUUUUUCUUCUUAGGAAAACUUGAAUAAAAAAGGGAGCAGUUUCAGCUUUCCAGUGAAGAGCUUGGUAUGCAGGCCGUUGCUAGAGUUACAGAGUCCCUACUGCAGAAAACCUUGGAGUGCAGCCAAAAACAUCAGCAAAAUUGCUGUUGUAUCUUACAUACAUCUUCUCUACAAGAGUUAUGAGAGCAUUUCAGUACAGAUCAUCUGAGUGACCAGCCUGCUUUACUGUGGGGUGUGCUUUUCGGUAGUUUGUUGGUUUGUUUUUAAAUCUUCCCAGGAGCAGAAUGGUGUUCACCCUUCACAAAUGAUGGUGGCUGCCCCACAGAGCAGACUGUGAAUGUUCUACUGCUGCAGUGUUUGGUGCAUAGCUCAAAGAAGUUCGAAAGCAUUAUCUUUUGUGACUGUGACAAAGACGGAGCCAAUGCUGUUGAUAACAAAGUUGAUUAUCCAGCAUAUCCGAAGAUGAAGAGGAAACUUGCAACAGCUGGGACAUUGAGGCUUAGUCCUAAUGAAGAAGCCAUGUUUCUGAAAGAAGAAUAUGAAAGAAGAAGAAAACUAAGGUUACAACAGGUCAGAGAGCAGCAGAAGUAUAUCUCCUGCCAGAUAAGGCAGAAGGUAAAGCAGAGGAGAGAAGAACAGCUGCAUCAGUUAGAGGAGGCACUGAGAGCUGAAUGGCAGAAAGCACAGGAUGAGAAGAUGAAAGCCCUGGAAGAACUGUACCUAUCAAGCUUAAGAGCGAUUGGGGAGGGUCACCGACAGGCCAAGGAAAACGAACCUGACUUAGAAGCUCUGGCAAAGCAAGCAGAGGAAAGGAAACAAAGAGCAGAGACGAGGCACAGAAAAGCUCUGAUAGAGCAGAAGCAUCAAAAAGAAAAAUUACUUCGUGAGCAAGCCAGACGAGCAGAUGCGCGUAAACGUGCUCUGGAAGUGGAAAGACAAAGAGCAGCCAAAGUUGCAAGCCUGCCACCUCCUCCAGCACGUCCUUUUGAGAGUUUUGAAGUGAAAAAGAUCCUUGCAGUGAAGCCCUGUGGUGCUGGCAACUUUUCUGUUACACGUUACCACAUUGCUGAAGCUUUGGUGGACAGAGAAGUGGAGGGAGAGCAGCCAGAUGCUCAUUUAGCUGCUGAAGAAGAAGGGAGACGUUUGGAGGAGCUACACAGGGAGGCAGAGAGGGAAAGAAGAAAGCAGCUUGAGAAGGCACAUAUUAGAGGAAGUCACGCCUUGAAGAAGAUCCAGCUGGCCAAGGACAGGGAAAGACUCCUGGAAGAACUGGAGCAAAUGCACGCUCAGGAUCGGAUGCGCAGGAGACAGAUUGUCGCACAGAUGCCACCUCAGCUUUCAGUGCCACCAUACAAACGCAUGGAAAUAAAAGAAGAAUGGCAGAGAGAACUGGAAUCUGCAUUUGAAGAAAUGUACAGUGAAGACAGGAACAUGAAAGGAGACCUGAUUCUGCAGUUUGAGCCACAACCUUUGCCAGCCCCUUCUGACAGAGCUCAAGAUAAUGAUCUUGAUAUCUCCUUGGAGCAUGAAUCUGUUUGUGACACUCAACCAGAGCUUCCUUGUGAUACUCAGCAAGAAUCAGGACAUGUGAUAGAAGAGGAGAUCCUUAAUGAACCAGAAAGGCAUGAAGAAGGAAAAAUUUGCCAACCUCGAUCAAAACUUGCCUUAAAGAAAUUGUUGAACAAAAUUAGAAGCCAAAAAGAGGAGUGGACAUCAAAAAGUGAGAAAGAGAGUCAAAGUGAAUUUGAAACUAUUGAAUCAGGCACAAUUGCUAGUGAAAAGAGACCAUUAUGUGGUUUAGAACUUAACAAGGAGCAGCAGAAAAAUGCAGUGUCUGAAGCCAAAGACUCUAUGAAAAUGUUGGAAAAUACAGUUGCAGAUGAAAAGUCAGUUCCAAUCCAUCCUCAAGAACAAGCGGCUAAAAUCAGAAUGGAAGAGGAGAGACAGAAGUGGAAUGAGGAAAUAGAGAAACAGAAACAGGAGCAGCUGGCCUUGAUUAAAAAAAUUGAGGAAGAGAAAGCUCUUUUGGAGGCUGAUUAUCUGAAGAUCCAAAUACAAACCUGUUUGGAGCAGGCUAAGAAAAAAAAGGAAGAGGAAGAGCAAAGUCAGCUGGUGCAAAGCCACAGUCUCCAUUCCACAGAUCAGCAGAGCCAAAUGGAACAUGAGACUGGAAAUGUAUCAGAAAGCAGGAGUCCAGAAGAAGACAGUCAUAGACAGACAAUACGUAAUUUUCAACAACGCCUUCUGCAGCAAAAAAGGUUGCACAAACAAACCAUUGAGGAAGCUAGAAAGAAUCUACAGGAGUAUCAGAAUACACUGAGGCAAAGGUACUUGUGUACUUCUGAAACACCUCUGAGCACAGGGGAAACAAAACCCAUUAAUUUAGAGCCUGUCUCAGAGCCACACCUACAGAUGCAAGGAGCGCAGCCAACACAGUACCAGGCAGCGGAACAAGUUCACGCCCAAGAGUAUGCACGGUCAUUACCUGUGUUUUCAGGAACAUUGGGUGUGUUGGAAAAACCAUCUUCACAGAAGCAGCAAGAGCAAGUGCAUGAUAUUUGUCCUGGAAAAUCACUGCAGUUUUCAGAAGCAUCAGAAUUGAAGCAUGGAGGGUUUCCCUUGCCCUGUGACUGUUCUUCACAGGAACAAGUGGGAAUAUUAAAAACUGCCAAUAGUCACAUCAGAGAACCAUUGCAGUCCCAAUUACCAUCAGGGUCAGUCAGGAAAGAAGUGACUGCAGUAAGAACACAACCAGAAGCACACCAACAGCACUUCAGAUUUGUGUUGCCUGCAGAAAGUUCCUCUGAGUCUUCAGAAACAGUACACUCUAAAGAGCUACCUCAGAAGAUACCUAACUAUCAAAACAAGACAGAAGCUGGAGAAGAGCAUCCAUUUAAGACAUCCCUCAUGCCAGCAACAAUGAGAUCAGCCUUGGCUGGUCCUUUAGCCUAUCAGCAGGGAUCUGUAGAGAGCAGCAGCAAAACAAGCCCUGAUCAACCUCUCAGUCUUUCUGAACCCACAAUUCUAGUGCAUGAAGAAUCUAAAGCCCAGGGUGUUGAAGAAUUCUUGAUGUCAAAAGCGGGAGAUGCAUCUUUGUUAAAUUAUUCUGGUAUACUGAGCUUAAGGGACAAAGUGUUGGCCUCAUCAGAAAGCAUCCAAGCUCAGCAAAAGUAUUUGAAAAAGUUGCAAGCGCAGCUAGAUGCACAAAGAGAAGCUCUUCUUUCUAAACAGAGAAUACAAGAAAAACUACUUUUACAGAAGCAAGAUAAAUUGAAGGAACAGAUGCAGAGACAGCAAGAGGCUUUGAAAGAACUUCUAAACAAGCAGGUGAGACAUAUAUGCCCAAAUGAAGAAAUGACAGAGGCACAAAAACCUGCCAGGAUUAAGAGAACUGACUUCUUCCAAGUCUCAGAAAACUACCAGCAAGAGAAUUGUGGCAGGAAUAAAUUUCACGGAAGUGAAACAAUUUCACGGUGCAUUGGCCCAGUUGAGCAAACUGAACAACCUGAGAAAGUUCUCUGUAGAGAGCAGAAAUGGAGAUCUUCCAAACCACCAGUGACAAAAGUCAAGUUAGGUCUUGGUUUGGAACAACAUGAACUUAGUGUUAUACCAGAGGUAGACACACCGAAGAGUUGCAGCCUCUCUUUGGCAGGCAUAACAAGCUAUGAAGGAAAAGCUUCCAAUGGAAGUCCAAGGCAACCUAAUCCACCAGGAAGAUUAUUACAAGAAUUGCUGAUGAUGGCUGCUGAAACUUCGUGUGAUUCAGCCCAGUCCCAGGAUUCUCAAGUGUCUCAAGAUUCACCAGUUGUUGCUGCUGAAGGUGGAGAGAGACUUAGAACAAGUUCUGGACCAUCAUUCAGGCUUGAGAAUACGGAAGUGCCAGGUUCAGAGGCUUUCAUGCAACGAAUAUCCUGUGAUGUAACUUCAACAGUUUCCACUGGCACCUUUUCAACCAGUGAAAUGUUGAACGCAAGCCCCAUUGACACCCGAUUGUCUUCUGAUGGUAGAGAAGAUGGAAUUCUGAGAGAAACAGGAAGCCACCCUUGGAACUCCUCGCUUCCUUUUACCUUGCAGCAGAGGCAAGAGAUUUUGUCUGGAGUGUCUGAAAGUCAGUUGUCUGAAAGAGAGAUGUAUUUUUAUAAAGAAAACCAGAUGCAGCAGAUGUUGGGGAGACCUACUGGGAACUUGAACUCUUACUCAGAGGACAGUACACAUUUCCAAGCUCUAGCAACUGAACCCUGUUUUCCUGAAAUGGAGGGACCUUUUCCAAACUUCCAUCACCAGAUCUUUCAGCCUUUGGAACCAAGUGUUGACUUCGAUACAUCAUCCUCAUCAUCCUGUUCUCAAUACAGAAUUUUCCAACACAGUAGAGAAUUUAGCAAGACAUCGGAAUUUUCAACAGAAAGUCCAGAUGUGUCUACAUUUCUAGAUGAGAAAAACUGCAGUCUGAACAGACAAAGAAGCAGUCUGCCUUCUAGUCCUGAAACAAAUGGGCAGAACAUUUCAUCAGAAGAAGGGUCGGUUAGAGAAAAUGUUAUUCCAGGAUCUGAAGAAUCUUUUCACCCACUGCAAUUAGAAUCUACUCUGAGUGAUGACUGUCAGAAUGCUGAUCAGCCAGAGGAUAUGAACAUUGGGUCACAGAGACCUUUUGAACAAACCCCUGGAAUUAAAAACAGAGGCAAUGAGAGCUGUAUUUCACCUGCAAGUGGAUAUGAAGAGCUGUCAAGAAGUAUGGGAUGUAUUAAUCUCCAGUGUUCAGUGGAAGAUCUGCAGAAUGAAAGUCUGAUUCGCCUGGAAGAGCAAAAAUCCUUUUAUCAACUAGAUCCCAUACCCGUUACAAUGGAUGAAACUUUGCCUCAGCAGUUAGUAAAAGAGACUAUGUCUUCUGAAAAAUUUCCUUUGGAGGCAUUUGAUAAGAAGAAGGAGGUGAAGCUUCCUGAAAAAUCAGUUCAUGUAGAUGAAGUAAAUAAAGCUGUGGAGCUGCAUUCUCAGUGCAGUAUGGAUAAAAAGGAGCCAGAUCAAAGCUUUCCAGAAGGACAAGAAUCUCUGAGGGUUUUCAGAGAAACCAGCUUGGAAGACUCAGAUGUCCUUUUGCCCCCUGUUGCACGGCAGAACAGUUCUUUAUUCCAAGAACACAAAAAACAUUCUCAUCCUGUGCCCAGAAGCUCAUAUCAUAUUCCAGUUUGGGAGACUGAGUCAGGGCAUGGUAUUAUGGAAGAACCUGAGCUCACUCUGAUAAGCUCCGAUGACAUCAGUAUUGUACAAUCAGACACUGAACAUCCUAACCAAGAGAAAAUUAAGGAGGAUGCAGUGGGUAACUCAGCAUGUGUGGAUCAGUCUGAAUGUAGUGUUUAUACUGAGGAGGGAGAAUUUCUACCACUAGCUCCAGAUGCAGAUUAUUCAGCAUUCAUAAGGCCUGACAGUUCUCCCAAAGCCCAGAGUCCCAACAAGAGUCACUGUCCAUCACGUCAGACUGCAGUGAUGCUGCUGGAAUUUGCAGCUACACCCGGAAGUUUACAAAAAUCUUUUUUAAAAAGAAAGCAGAAUUUCAUCCAGGAGUCUCUGAAAAGAGUAGAAGCAAUAAAAAAUAAGGAGAGAGAAAAUGAAAAACUGGAAGCAAGAAAGCUUCAAGGAGGAAAGUCUGAGAAUCUAAGAAGCAGACAGAAGAAGUCUGGUCUUCUCUCUGGAAAAAAUGGUGCACUUGGCAAUCAGUUGGAAAAAGCAGAAGUGAAAGUAUCUUCUCCAGAGAAUAGGAAGUCUGGAGAAAUUGAAAUGCGCCAGCGUACAUCCAGACUUUAUAAUCAGCUUGCAGAAGUAAAAAUCAGAAAUGAAGAAAAAACAAGGCAAGAAACUUACGCUAAAAACAGAGAAAAGGCUAAAGAGUUUCAAAAGAAAAUGCUGGAGAAAUUGCGAGCCAAGAAGACUUGGAAAGCACUAUGACAGGCAAAGACUUUGAGCAACAAGGACACACGGGCGUGUUGGUACAAUCCAGGUCAUGGAGUGGUGCAGCCUCAGUGGUGAAUUGUGAAGCCAUUUAGGGAAUCCUCAACUUGAAGCUGUAGGAAAACAGAGCACCCCAAACUCCUCUGGUCUCCUGUUCAGAGCUCACCACAGCUGCAGAUGGACUGUGCUGCCUUCUGCAUUGUUUGUCUCAGAUUGAGUUACUGGCCUGAAAGGCUUUUCUUCAAUGUUAGUAUUUUAAAGAGAUACUAAGUUUUGUAAUAUACAUGUAUAAAAUGUUUCCAAUAAAGUUUUAAGGUUAUUUGAA